Molecule: messenger RNA, 2656 nt
Organism: Stegastes partitus (bicolor damselfish)
Lineage: Eukaryota; Metazoa; Chordata; Actinopteri; Pomacentridae
Gene: mtfmt
Product: mitochondrial methionyl-tRNA formyltransferase
Exons: 9
Coding region: 83-1222 (379 amino acids)
Biological process (GO): conversion of methionyl-tRNA to N-formyl-methionyl-tRNA; biosynthetic process
Cellular component (GO): mitochondrion
Molecular function (GO): methionyl-tRNA formyltransferase activity
Source: RefSeq, a predicted model, not a curated record
GACAUGGAUGGGGCAAAGCUUUAGGAACAGAAACUUUCCCAGUGUCACGACUGACACCUCGGACACAUUUUAAAGUGCUGCUAUGUGGGGCUGUCGGAGCGCAGGAGUCCGCCUGAAGCUGCUCGGCCUCCUGCAGCCCUGCUGGCUCCGGACUCGGUGCCGAACACGAGUUGUUGUUAACCUGCAGCGGUUCUCUACGUCUCUGGCUUCUUCACCCAGACCUCCGUGGAGGGUCCUGUUUUUGGGCACAGAUCAGUUCGCUGUCGAGUCUCUGAAACUUCUCACAUCCAACAGGAGCUCCAGUAAAAAGAUAGUGGAGAACCUUGAAGUUGUUACUUUGAGUGAUGACGUCCCAGUGAGGAGGUUUGCUCAGCAGAACCAGCUUCCACUCCACAGCUGGCCCCCUGAAGACGUGGACGGACGGUUUGAUGUCGGGGUUGUUGUGUCUUUUGGCGUUUUACUCCCUGAGAGACUGAUCAAGAAAUUUCCACACGGGAUUUUGAAUGUUCACCCCAGCCUGCUGCCAAGGUGGCGAGGUCCAGCACCUGUCUUCCACACCAUUCUACAUGGUGACACCAUGACAGCAGUCAGCAUCAUCCAGAUCCGCCCUCACAGGUUUGAUGUAGGCCCCAUUCUCAAUCAGGAGCUUCAUCAGGUCUCUAAGAACUGCACCGCUGAGGAGCUUGGAGCUGCUCUGGCCACGAAAGGAGCACAUCUGCUGAUUGAUACAUUGAGUACACUGUCUGAAAGAAUAGCAAAUAAAAGGGAGCAAGGACAGAUAGGUGCCACAUUUGCCCCAAAAAUCAAUGCAUCCAUGAGCUGGAUUUUGUGGGAGGAACAAACCUGUGACCAAAUCGAUCGUCUGUAUCGUGCCAUCGGAUCUCGGAUACCUUUAAGGACUACAUGGAUGGACAGUACAGUAAAACUUAUGGAUUUUGUAGGAAAAUGUUACAUUUCAUUAUCAGAUCAAAGGACGACAGUGAUCCCUGGCUCAGUGAGCUUCCAGAAGGAGUCCAACACUCUGGCUGUCUGCUGUAAGGAUGGCUGGGUGGGAUUCAGGACAGUGGUCCUGAAAAAAAGACUGACAGCAGUUGAUUUCUAUAAUGGCUACCUGCAUCAGACACUGCAGAGGAACACACCAGGUCAAACAGCUGAAGGACUGUUUGUCAGCAGAAAAGGAAGAACAGAAGCACAUCAGAUGAGAGACAACUCACCAAUGUGAAGCACUUUGAUGCAAUCACUGGAAACAUGACAUGAUCUAAUAGAAUUGACUGGUAUUAUUUUUGCUGUGUUUGCUGUUUCAAGUCAUCUACACAUGCAGCACAUUUAUUGUAUUAGUGUAUUUAUACUCUAUUCUUGCAGUAAACGAAUGUGCUUUGACUGGCAGACACCAGGAAGAAUUAUGAACUGUUUUUUUUUUUUUUUUAAAUUGAUUUCCUAAAUAUUUGCUGAAAGGGAUUUUUGUCAUAACUGCAAAUUUGCUUUAUUGGGUCCUAGAAAUUGUAACGUGUAGUUGGCUGUCUGUCAAUCAGUCCACUGUUCUGUCCACUACUUUGGUACAGAGUGAAAUCAUUUAACAGCAACUAUACUGUACUUCGGACUGAGUGCAAAUCACCAGAUGGUAGCGUGUUAAUAUGCUAAACAGACAGAAAACAUGGUAAAUACGAUGCCUGCUAAAGACUGGCAUGUUCGUAUGUACAACAUGUACAGACUAAACAUGAUGAUGGCCAAAUCACACAGUCUCUUCAGAGGACUUAUGUGGAGACAGAAGCACCAAUGUAGACUCUAAUCUGAAAUGCCUUUAAUUGGUCAUUUCUGAGGCUGGGAGCCAAAAUAAACUUAUCCUCUGUGGCAGAGGGAACUCUUGUUUAUCCUUUCUUAGGGCAGGUUUGUUCUGCACUGUAGAAAACUGGAGAAAAAAAAUAAAGAGAAAUCGUUCAGUGAGUAGGUUUAUAAAAAAUAAGUUUAAACAAAAAAAACAACAACCCAUUGUUUUAGACCAAGCAUUGCAAUCACUCUGUCAAAGACCAGCGGCCUUCUCAGCUCAUGGAACCCAACAAACAGCCUGAGGCGUUGACCCAGCCUCCAAACUCGAGAGAUCUCAAGCCAAAAAAGCAACUGUGGGAUACGCUGGAACAAGCUCAAUCCACAGAGACCAACUCUGCAACCCACAGGACCCAACGGAUCCAUUGCCAACCUUGUUCAUGUAUUGACAGUUCCAGAUCUGUUAAAAUUUUGAGGUAUUUUACAACCUUUUUAUUUGGUUGGGGUUUUUUUUGUUUGUUUUUUUUUAAAGCAACUGAAUCACAGACUGAAAGUGUUAUAGAGGGCUGGUUGUUCCCAUUCCCCACACUAUUUUAUUUACUAUUAUAAGUCACUAUAGUUUAUUGUAAGUCAUCCACUGCAUUUUUUAGGUAGCCUUCAAAGCUUGUCCAAUAUUGCUUAAAUGUCAAAUGAUUCAAAAGUGUAUCACCUCUAAGUUGACAGGCAGAGUAUUUUCUCGAAUGAAUAAUCAAAAACAGAAUAGAAUAGAAAAGUAAAUAUACCUGUGAUCACUGAUAUACAAAUUAGAAAACCUGUGACCAUUUAAACAAAAUUGUAUACACCUAUGAUUUCCAAAUUGCAUAAACGUGGGUAUUAAAACAUCUGUGAACAC